GCCUUCUUUUUUCUACAUGCCAUAUGGGUUGUACCAGUUCAGGCCGCCGUGGUUCUCUGGCUGAUGUAUAAGGAGGGUGGUUACAUGAGUAUUUUUGGGGUCCUCACAAUGCUCCUAUUCAUUCCUAUCCAAACCAUUUCUGGAAAGAUCAUUGCCAGCAUUAAAGGCAAGGUCGCCCGGCUAACAGACGAACGCGUCAAGAUGCUCACUGAGAUGAUCAAUGGAAUCCAAAUUCUCAAGUUUUUCAAUUGGGAAGCUACCUUUGGCAAAUUUGUGAAGGCACUCAGACGCAAUGCGCGAACAGAGGAUUGCGUCAUAGCGAGAUCCUAA
Molecule: messenger RNA, 330 nt
Organism: Dibothriocephalus latus
Lineage: Eukaryota; Metazoa; Platyhelminthes; Cestoda; Diphyllobothriidea; Diphyllobothriidae
Source: the annotation of a GenBank genome assembly